This is a messenger RNA of Lindgomyces ingoldianus, 1692 nucleotides long. RefSeq lists its product as uncharacterized. The coding region runs from base 113 to 1222 and encodes 369 amino acids. The record is from RefSeq and is a predicted model, not a curated record. Lineage: Eukaryota; Fungi; Ascomycota; Dothideomycetes; Pleosporales; Lindgomycetaceae. The transcript is spliced from 2 exons.
CACAGCCAACGACCCUACUACUUCCUUUCUUCUUCCUUUCUUCUUCCUCUCCCCCUCCAUUUCAACGACCGUACUUUUACCCACCUCCGUUCCUCAUCAGCCCUUUUCCGAAAUGCUUUGUCGCACCCUUGGCGUCUACGCCUCCCUGGCGCUGGCCGCCAACUCGGUCCUGAUCCCGCCAAACGUUGCGGCUGACAGCCUUGGCGACGAUAACGCAAUGGAGCUUGCUAUCAACCCUUUCAAGCGAACAGUUGCGUUGGAGUGCCCUGGAUGUGCUCUGGCGAUGAAGGAGGGGAAUACUUUGUCGUGGACACAGGAUGCUGGAAACUCUUUCCUACUGGACUUCGAAAUUGGAGCGAAGGAGUCGACACUUGAGAUCGAUGGUGUUCAACUCUACCCCCCGGCGUUCGGCGGUUUCACGGAACCCUUCUACGUCACCCAAGUAAAUCCGAACCAAGAGUCGGAGGAUGCGCUGCGGUUGCGGGUAACUGGAUACACGUUCCACUACAACUCCGCAGAGACGAUCACAGAAGCCGGCGCUGAACUACUACCAAUGACCUUCCGCAUCACUUCUAUCGAGUCCAAGGCUGUCGACCCUCCUGCUCUCACGAUCAACCUCCUCAAGGACGUCAACGGACGCCUCAUGAUUGCCUCCUUCCAGAUGGCCCAGUCUAACGAGGCCAGUCCCAUCGACCAGGAGAAAGAGUGCAAGGAAUGGCCACUGCUGUGCAAGUGGAGGUCCAUCCUAGCAGACAAGAUCAACGGCAUUAAGAGUCACAUGGGGAAAGGUUGCCACAAGCACAAGGGUAACCCCAUGGAAAGCCCCGAGAUGCACGGCAAGCCGCCGCACACGUUCCGUCCUGGCCAUCCUCACCACCACCCACACCAUGCCCAACACUCUGGCCAUCGCCAUCAUGCUCACCAUAGGUUGCAUAUGUUCCUCCGCCGAGCCGUCUUCACCAUCCUGAUCCCAAUCCUCAUCGGCAUCUUCGCCGGAACACUCACCUACCUCAUCGGUAUGGCUCUCGGCUGUGCUAUUGCGAUCCUCGUGGCCAAAAUCCGUGGGCGUGGACCAUACGAGAGUGUUGCCCAGCAGGACGAUCUCGAAGAAGCUACCGACAAGAGUUCCGAGAAAGAGCUAUAUGCCGAGCUUCCGGAAUACGACGCACCUCCUGUCUACGAGGAGGCUGCGGAGAAGGAGGUAGUCAAUGAGUCACACUAAACUCGACUUAGCGUUAGUGCGUUCGAUUAUGGUGAAAUUGGGAGAUUUAGGACACUUGGGCACUCAGAUAUUUCCCUAGGAGGAUCGUUCAAGAAGAACAUCACUGGACCCGAUACACUGUGUUUACAUCCGGGGUAAUGGUAAGUACUGUGGCUCGGGAGGAGUUACGCUGCUUCCAUUGCAUAUCUAUGAUUUUGGCGACGACUUCCUUUUGUACAGUACACCAAUGCAGAUUGCUUUGUUUUGGACUUGUUUCCGUAUUCAACGUGCGUAUCUUGAUUUGGGCACAGCACUUUGGCGACUGGUGCAGAACAUGAAAGGGCUCCUGCGAAACCGCUCGCUAGAAUUGGGGAACAGUCUGCAGGUUCUGUCUAGAACCACAUCGUUUCCAUGUUCUCACAUAACUCGUUCUUCAACCAACCAUCACGAGUCAACCACCUUAGCCAACUCCGUGUUGCGAGAGGUAAUCU